Molecule: messenger RNA, 906 nt
Organism: Lichtheimia ornata
Lineage: Eukaryota; Fungi; Mucoromycota; Mucoromycetes; Mucorales; Lichtheimiaceae
Exons: 5
Coding region: 1-906 (301 amino acids)
Biological process (GO): protein folding
Cellular component (GO): endoplasmic reticulum membrane
Source: RefSeq, a predicted model, not a curated record
AUGUCCUCCAGCUUCCAGCUGUUCCAGUUCGAUGGUGUUUGUCAGACCGUCGCACUGACAUUGUGCCCACUUAUUGGCAAGUCCGAUGGCAUUGAACCCAUUUGUUAUGCAAGAAACGUUGACGUGGCAGGCGUGCUGAUUUUUCAACCAGCCACUUUUAUCAUUGAUAUUGUUGCGUUGUUGAUGACUGGUAUCAUGAUCUACCACAUAAAGACAAAAUACACAGCCGUUGGCCGAAAGGAAAUCACGCUGUUUUUCCAAAUGUAUACCAUGACAGUGAUCACCGAAAUGCUUCUGGUGACGAGCAUCAUUCCAAAGGCAUCGAUUCUAUAUCCCUACUUUACAGCUGUUCAUCUCGGAUUGGUUACAUCAACGCUUUGGUGCUUAUUGAUCAAUGGAUUUUUGGGUAUUCAGUUUGCUGAAGAUGGGACACCUUUGAGUCUUUGGUGGAAUCGGAUAACAACGGGUAUUAUUUUCAUUGUGGUAUCUUCCAUUGCCAUUGCCACAUUCAACAACACAACCGGCCCCUUCAAUUAUGAGUCACCCAUGGCCUUAUGGAUCAUUUACUACUUUAUCAAUGGUGCCUUUGUCACCAUUUACAUUAUUGUCCAGCUAAUCCUUAUUGCGUUUACGUUGGAAGAUCGAUGGCCUUUGGGUGACAUUUUAUUCGGCGCUCUCUUUUUCAUCAUUGGUCAAAUCAGCAUGCAUGCAUUUUCCAUUGGCAUUUGUGAACAUUCAAAACACUACAUGGAUGGAUUGUUCCUUGGCAGUGGAUGUAACUUGCUGGCAGUGAUGAUGGUUUACAAGUACUGGGAUUCUAUCACGGGUGAUGAUCUUGAGUUUGCAUUGGAUUCCAAACCCCAAUAUUGGCAGGUGUUUGAGCCCAUUCAAAAGGAGAAGAAUUAA